UCCGCGCCUGCUCGCCGCCAUCUUGUUCAAAGAGAGCACCUCCCUUCGUUCCUUAGCCUUUAGGCGGGACUUGGCGAGGCCAUGGCGACUGAGGAGCGCGGCGGGGCACGGCCUGCGGGGCCGGCCUCCGGGCGAAGUGGCUGCGGAGUCCCCCGGCUGGGGGAGCAGACCCCGGCGGCUGUGGAGAAGCGAGGGCCGUACAUGAUGAUGCGCGCGCCUUCCAUUCAGGCCAAGCUGCAGAAGCCCCGGGACCUGGCCAAGGCCGCCCUGCGGAGAAAAGGCAUGCUGGGGGCCGCGCGCCGCCCCGACUCUUCAGGGAAAAGGUCAGUGAAGUUUAACAAGGGCUAUACUGCUCUUAGUCAGAGUCCAGAUGAAAACCUGGUGUCCCUCAACUCUGACAGUGAUGGGGAGCUGGAAUCCAGAUACUCCUCCGGGUAUUCCUCUGCAGAGCAGGUGAACCAGGAUGUGAGCCGCCAGCUGCUCCAGGAUGGGUAUCACCUAGAUGAGAUUCCAGAUGAUGAGGACUUGGACCUCAUUCCCCCCAAGCCUAUGGCUUCAACGUGCUCCUGCUGCUGGUGCUGUCUUGGGGACUCUUUCUCUUGUACCAUCCAGUAGACAUAAGCCCCUAAAAUGGGCCCUGCUUGCCAUGCCUGCAGAUCCCUUUUGGCUCUUCAUAGGUCAGACUGCAUUCCCAGAAUCACUUGAGGUACUGGCCUUCUGGGAAGUCAGUGACCUGUAGUUACCCCUUACCUGGUGCUUCUCAGGCAGGAGGCCCCCAUCUGGGUGAUAGGGUGAUAUAUGGAAUUCUGCAGUUUUCCUCUGCUGUUGGAGCAGAGUUUGAAACCAUUUAAUAAGGGGGGGAAUAGAGGAAUUCUGUUUCUUAGGGUGAGUGAUAAUGCUGGCUAAGAAAAACACUUGAAAACAGCUUGACUGGUAUUUGUUGUCAUGCUCUUUGGAUGGAAAAAGAGCUUUUGUGCCCAGAUUGUGCUGGACGGUGUUGUGUGGAGGCAGAAAAUUUGUGGCUUGCAGCUGGGAAUCUUUGAAAAAGAAUUUAUGUGGGACCAGUUCAAGAAAUUCCUUAAGCUCUCCUUUCUAGCUCCAAGACGGGUUUGCCCUUCAAGAAAGGAUAAAGCUUUGGCCCUCUUCUGGUUGUGCCUGUCUGACUGUUGCAGGGAGGAUAGCAGCUUGCUUGAUGACACAGCAGGUUCCAGAAUCCCUGGACCCAGAGCAUCCCCAAAUGAUCUGUAUGAGUAGGUUUAUUUGUCGUUCCUUGGUUGCCAUUCUCCACCUUGGUCUUAGCUAGUUUCUCCAUCCAGUCUUGGAGCUAAAUGUUGGCCCAGAAGCCUGCAGAUUUUGGUUACCAGGAGAGGGAGCUACAGGGAGCAUUCAAAUGUCUUUCUAUUUAAUAGCCUUGUAAACUUGAGAAGUAGCAAUGGGUGAGAAGUAUACUGGCUGAGCUGUGUGUGGGCUCUGACAGACAGAGACUCACAGACAGAAUGGGGAUUAGGGACCUGUGCCAGCUCCCAAGGCCUCUGCCUGAGGCAGAGGGCCUCCCUUCAACCCAAUGUGGACCAUUCCAUUGUGUCCAGCUGUCGAGAUUCUUCUGACCACAGCAUGGGCCUCACAGUGGAUACUCAGGAUUGGACUUUUUACAAUAAACCUUUGUGUGCAACACAGCCUCUCAGCCCCCAUUGUGAACACAGCAGACACAUAAUCCCCUCCAUGACCCCUACUAGACAGCAUACCUUGCUAAACCACACGUCUCCCUAGAAUUUAGUUUUAGUGUUUUUGUGUGUUUUGCCUUACCUGGAACCGUGGUGAGAACUGAAUGGGAGUGGGCAGGGUUCCUAGCCCAAGGGGUAUGAUAGCCAGGAUUGGAUGUGGGCCCCACAGGGAAAGUGCCUGGUCUCUUGACUUAUUUGAUGCCCUACAACUACUAGGGGUAUAUGAGGGAAGGCAUGGACUCUUUUUUUUGCUCUACUACUACAUGAGGUGAUUGAAAGACUGAGAAUGUCAGAUUAAAAGGCCAUAUUUGUCAGAGGACUAGCCUCAUGAGGGUAAUCCUAUUAGCUUGAUUGGCAUCUAUAUUGGUGCUUUUCUCAAAUCUCAGAAAGCUGAGAGAAAUACAAUAUCCAGGGGGCCGUGGCUAACUUAUUAUAUGAUCUCACAGUGCACACAGCAAGACAGAGAGGGGACAGGGACCAGAGGCACUUCUGGGAUAAGGGAGGCACAUGGUCAUUCUUUUCUGGAAUGGGGCUCUGCAACUCUACAUAGGUGCCCACUUUCUGAGCACUUUGAAAAUGCUUGCAGGGAGUGAGGACAUCUCCAUUCUGACCCCCUUGCCCACCCACAGAUAUAUCCAGGCCUUUCUGGCUUCUGCAGAGGUGGCAAAAUGUACACAAAGGGUGUCAGAUGUAGGACAGUGUAAAGGAAGACAGUGGUAACAGGAAACCCAGUGGGGGCCAGAAAGUGGCUGUGACAGCCAAAUGUGGGACAAUUUUCUGUGGGGGAGGUGGUUAGGACAGUGGAAACUGCUGGUGUGUGCUGAAGGUGGCUACAGGAACCCAAGACCAAGGCCCUCUGGAUCAUUGUUGCUGUUAACACUAGUAUAUUUGGCUGCAGCUGUUCCUGAAGAGGAUGUUCCAGAGCUGGUUGACCCUGAGUGGGAGGCAUUAUCUUUGUGGGGAAAGUUGCAGGAACCUGAAAUAGGGGACAGUGUGUAGUGAGGCAGGAUAGGUAUGGUCAUUUGUUUGGGGCCAGAAGCUAACGUAUCACCAAAAGGCACCAAGAUGCCCAGAACCAAACUGCCUUAUUGAGAGUGCUGGGUAUUCUGUAGGUGACAGUACCCUGGGGACGGGUGUAUUCAGGCUUUACUUGACUGAUGGGAGUGGUGCUCUAUGGUGUUUACAGAGUACUCUACAGAACUCUUGGCUUAGGUUUCCACAGCUCUGUAAGUUUAUAAUAAAUAGUCAUGCUAAUUGAGCUUUCUGUUGCAAUAGGAUUUUUAAGAAAGGUCCAGGCCACAGUCAUUGCUACUUCUAAAUUCUGAAAUAAAGAAAUAUCCAAAUA
Messenger RNA from Myotis lucifugus (little brown bat), 3069 nucleotides. RefSeq names its product family with sequence similarity 219 member B (gene FAM219B). The transcript is spliced from 5 exons. NCBI's taxonomy places the organism in Eukaryota, Metazoa, Chordata, Mammalia, Chiroptera, Vespertilionidae. The coding region runs from base 82 to 615 and encodes 177 amino acids. The record is from RefSeq and is a predicted model, not a curated record.